Molecule: messenger RNA, 858 nt
Organism: Emiliania huxleyi CCMP1516
Lineage: Eukaryota; Haptophyta; Isochrysidales; Noelaerhabdaceae
Exons: 2
Coding region: 1-858 (285 amino acids)
Source: RefSeq, a predicted model, not a curated record
AUGUUGGGCCGGUCACCGCGCGCCCGUCUCACGCAGGCGGACACGGCGACGUGGCAUAUCGCCUCGGAGGUUGGCGCGGGCCUCGUAUUCGUCGCCGCCGCCUCCAUCGCCCACCACCCCAACACCGUCCCUCGCUCCGCUUGGAUGCUCGCCAAGCUCAACGCCGGCGCAGUCUCGCUCGAGGCGUGGCCCGACUUUGAGAUUGUCACCGAGGGGCCAAACACGGAGGAGGAGCCCUUCCUGCUCGAGGAGAUCGGGGUCGACUUCUUCCUCCGCGUCCAGCUCAAGACGCGCAAGGCGUUGGCAGCUCGCAGGUCGCCGCUCGCAGCCGCGCUCAGUGGAGCCGCCAUCCCUCUCGUGGUGGGAGUGCUCCUCGCCUGCGUCCUGCUCGCCUGGCACCGCCACCGUCAGCGGAACAAGCCGCCGGUGGAUGACUACUACGCCGUUCUGGACGUGUCCCCGCAAGCCACUACGGCUGAGAUCCGCACGGCCUAUCUCGCAGCGGCGAGACGCCUCCAUCCCGACAAGACAUCCUCGCCAAAGAGGGCUGGGAAGGGGGGCGGCGGCUCGACGGCGGUGGAGGGCGACUUCCUGCGGGUGCAGGCUGCGUGGGAGACGCUGCGGUCAGAGCGGCGGAGGCGCAACUACGACGCGAAGCUUGCUCGCCAGAGGGAGGCGCUCGGGCUCGAAGACCCGAGCUCGAGCUUGCUGCAGGGAGCCUCGGGCGACUGCGGCUGCUGCCUCGGCUGCGUCUUCUCGGGCGGCAAGCUCAAGUCCCUCGAGAGUGCGCCACCGCCAGAAGAGAAAGGCGAAGCUACCGUGCCGGAAAGCGCUCCGUCGGCAGAGUUGGACCAGUGA